Messenger RNA from Manis pentadactyla (Chinese pangolin), 477 nucleotides. RefSeq names its product keratin-associated protein 19-2-like. The record is from RefSeq and is a predicted model, not a curated record. Lineage: Eukaryota; Metazoa; Chordata; Mammalia; Pholidota; Manidae. Bases 1 to 477 code for a protein of 158 amino acids. The transcript has 3 exons.
AUGAGCUACUGCGGCGGCUACUACGGAGGCCUGGGCUACGGCUAUGGCUAUGGCCUCGGUGGCCUGGGAUAUGGCUGUGGCUAUGGCGGUGGCUAUGGCGGCUACGGAUAUGGACCUUUCUAUGGAGGCUACGGAUAUGGCUGCUAUCGUCCAUGGAACUAUGGAAGAUACUGUCCUCUACAGCACAAGGAGCCGCACUGGGAGAUCCCACAGCGCAUUGGAACCAUUUCAUACAACAAUAUGGGACCUUGCCUUGAACAGCAAACCAAACUCAACACCUCUGACACCAUGAGCUACUGCGGCGGCUACUACGGAGGCCUGGGCUACGGCUAUGGCUAUGGCCUCGGUGGCCUGGGAUAUGGCUGUGGCUAUGGCGGUGGCUAUGGCGGCUACGGAUAUGGACCUUUCUAUGGAGGCUACGGAUAUGGCUGCUAUCGUCCAUGGAACUAUGGAAGAUACUGGUCUGGAUGCUGCUGA